Messenger RNA from Cucurbitaria berberidis CBS 394.84, 2465 nucleotides. RefSeq lists its product as uncharacterized. The transcript has a single exon. Gene Ontology annotation, biological process: amino acid catabolic process. Gene Ontology annotation, molecular function: L-amino-acid oxidase activity; polyamine oxidase activity. NCBI's taxonomy places the organism in Eukaryota, Fungi, Ascomycota, Dothideomycetes, Pleosporales, Cucurbitariaceae. The record is from RefSeq and is a predicted model, not a curated record. The coding region runs from base 349 to 2382 and encodes 677 amino acids.
AAUACGGGCAUUUGCACUCGUCGUGGACCCCAUUCUUUGCGGAAAUUCCUUGACGUCGCGUACAUCGACUCACAAAUCUUCUUAUCGCAAUGUCAUGCGUCGCCUGGCCCGCUUCAUGGGCGCGGGUAUGCGAUGGCCAGGAUUAUCCGGGAGUUGAAGGCCUGCUCAUGUGCGCCCUACACGCCUUACUACGCCCUAGAUGAUAACACGGUGAUGUGACCAACACGAAUGGAAAAUAGUUGUAAAGCUUCGGAGAAGAUUUCGGUGGCGGCAGGUAUUUGAAGACAAGUCUUUCUUCCUCUUCAGAAUUUUCAUCUUCCCAGUACUUACUUCGUCUCAUCAAUCAAGAUGAGGGACUUUCUCACAGCCUCCUCGGCGGUGCUAUCAUUAGCCAGCGGAGCUCUGUCAAGCCCAGUCAUCCCCCGCUCUGACCUUCUCUUCUUUAAACCUUUGACGGUCGCCACCGAUUCUGUACACAACAUCCACAUUGGCUACGGCGACGAUGACUUCGAGGGAGAGGUCCGGGUGGUAUAUGGAAAUUGCGACAUGGCCGGCCAUCAUGAGAGACAUCACGAGGUUGCGUCACACUGGAUCAAGCGGACGGAUCGACCAGAGCGUUUCGUUUGGAUUGUCCCAGAUAAUGCUGUCCAUGGAGGUUGCCUACACGCCUACUCGGGCCCAGCACUCAUCGGACGCUCAGCACCAGUCUCUGUCAAGCAUCAGCCAAGGAAGAGGGAGGAGAUAUCGAAGAUUGCUGAUAUGAUGGGACCGUGGUUCGAUGGUGUCGCAUAUAUGCAAGCCAAGCAGAACAACGCGUCGUACGUUGCUGUUGCAAAGAGCAAGAAGAUCGCCAUCAUUGGAGGAGGAAUGUCGGGUCUCCUGACCAGUCUCCUGCUCGAUUCUGUAGGCAUUCAUGAUUGGCAUAUCACAGAGUCCUCGCAGCGCAUCGGCGGUCGCAUCCGAACGAAAUAUCUUGCCGGUAGUACGCCAGAUCAAUACCAGUACCAGGAAAUGGGGCCAAUGCGUUUCCCUGUGUCGACCAAAUACACAGACACAAACGAAACACUGGACAUCCAAGAUCACAAGAUGGUCUUCCAGUUGGCAGAUGUUUUGAACCAGAUGAAUGGCAACGACAGUGCCCUGGCCGUCAACUUCAUUCCUUGGAUCCAGAGCAGCGCCAAUGUACCUGCCAACUCCAACGGCUACCGCCUCCCGAACGGACGCAUUCCUAGCGCUGCUCAAAUCAAGGCCAACAGAACUCUAUACACACUGCCAAGUGCGAAAGGGCCUGAUCCAGAGGCUCAGGAGCAUGCCGAGGAGGCCUACGAGGAGUUCAUCGGCGUCACACCUGAGGUCCUACGCAACAUCUCAACCAACAUCUAUAAGGCCCACAAAGCGGCUGUAGACAAGGGUCUUUUCCACUGGUCUGAAGCUGCUUACCUCCGAUAUGCACUCAACGCAAGCGCUGACGUGGUCGACUUUAUGACUGGAAACGCCGACGGCCCUAUAUGGGAGUAUGAUACUACAUACUUUGGGGCAACAACUUGGCGCACGAUCGAUAAGGGUUUAGAGUCGCUUCCUCGUGCAUUCCUCCCUCACGUUCAGAGUCGCCUGACGCUCGGUCGCAAAGUAACUGGCCUGAAGCAUGAUAACGACACAGGGAAGGUCUCGGUUGAGUGGCGCCAAGACCCCUUUGUGAUGGAGCCGCAAAGCGAGAAGUACGACUACGCUGUUGUUGCGGUACCAUUUUCCAAGGUUAGACUUUGGAGUCUUCCGAAGUAUUCCUCGCUCUUAUCUCGUGCCAUCAGUACCAUGAACUACCAGCAGUCGUGCAAAGUCUCUCUACACUACAAGACACGGUUCUGGGAAAAGCUAUCCCCACCCAUCAUUGGCGGCUGUGGUGCAGUUGACAUCCCAGGCAUCGGCUCUGUCUGCUACCCUGCAUACAAGAUCAAUUCGACCGGACCUGGCGUCAUCCUUGCCUCUUACGCAAGUGGUACAAUUGCUCGCUCGCUUGGCGCUCUCAGCACUGCUGAUCACGUUGCUCUGGUACAACGUGCGAUGGUUGAGGUCCACGGCGAUAUUGCUGCUGAGGAAUUCACUGGUGCUUUUGAUCGCCAGUGCUGGGAGUUGGACGAGCAUCAGGCUGGUGCUUGGGCGGAUCCAGUGGUCGGCCAGCAAGACCUGUAUCUCCCCGCAUACUAUGAGACCGAGUACAAAACCAUCUUUGUGGGCGAACAUACUUCUUAUACGCACGCUUGGAUUUUCUCAGCCCUCGAUUCAGCGGUGCGGGGCACUACCCAGCUGUUGUUGGAUAUGGGCUUGGUCGACGAGGCCAAGCAGGUUGUCGACACCUGGAUGGGUAGGUGGAUCCAUGUAUAGAUGGAUUAAGAAUAGAAAACGACGAAUGAGUAGAUGAGAAACGAUUCAUAGAGAAUAGAUGCAAUUUAUAUAAUAAUAAUAAU